This is a messenger RNA of Ordospora colligata OC4, 1335 nucleotides long. RefSeq lists its product as uncharacterized. The transcript has a single exon. The record is from RefSeq and is a predicted model, not a curated record. The coding region runs from base 1 to 1335 and encodes 444 amino acids. Lineage: Eukaryota; Fungi; Microsporidia; Ordosporidae.
AUGGAUUCAUUUGAAAUCAGAAGGGUGGAGGAAAAGAUGGAGAAGCUGUAUGAUAGCAUGGUGGUGCAGAUGCCGUUGGAAGGGAUUAAGAAGCAUCCAUUUGAUUGGUUUAGGCAGGACAUUGAUAGAGUGGUGACGGUGAUUGAAGAGGUGAUUUCUGAUUUUGAAUGUAGAAGAAGACGCGCUGAAGAAGAGAUUAGAAUGAGUGUGGACCUAUUGAACAAGGAAUGCGUACUUAUGGAAUGUGUAGAGCCACAAAUGCCGAAUUUGUGUAAUCUGGAGCUAAUGAAGGCAUAUGUGGAGAAUGAGAUAGGAAGAGUGGCAAUAGUACGUAGAGGAGUUAAUGAAAAGAUGGAACGGGUGAUGGACGAGAUUAAGGAAAUACUUGAUGAGGUUCCUGAUAUUGAGUUUCAGGCGAUUGUGUGUAUGAAUGGAGAAGGAGAGUAUUUUGGAAAGAUGGAAAGAAAAGACGAGGAGUAUGUUGGAGAAGUUUCUUUACAGCGUUUGAGAGAGUUAGAAGCAAAUAGAGACAUGUUGAAGAGUGAGAAGGAAAGAAGAGAAAAGAAAAGGAAUAGGUUGUAUGGAGAGCUGUGUGUAUUUUUGUCAAGAUUGAGUGUGACGGAUCUUGAGGUACGAAUUGAUCAGAAGAUUUUUGUGCUUGAAGAGCUACAUAAGAAGUAUAACAAGGAGGUUGAGAUGAGAAUAAGCAAGGUUGUAAUGCUUGAGGAGCAAAUAAGGAGGAAAGAGGUCCGUCUGGAUGUUGAUUGUAAAGAGGUGGCUAUGAACUUGAGUGAAGAAAACAUUACAAGGCUUGAAGAGUAUAAUGAAUAUCUUGGAGAAGAGCAACGAAGACGAUUAGAUGAGAUAUAUGAAAAGAAGAAGGAUGUGUUGAAGAGCCUUUUUGAGAUGUUUGGGAUGAAUAUUAUAGAUUACGAGAGGACUGAAGAGGGAGUGGAAGAGAUGACAAAGAUUAUUGGGGAGCUUGAGAGUAAGAAAGAGCUUUUUGUAUUGAUAAAGUCACUGAUUGACAAGAGGUCUGAGCUUGUGGACAGAAUGAAUGAGUUUGAAAAGGAAGCGUCUGAUCCACGAAGGUUAUUUAGAUCAUCAUUUCAACUGAUAAAUGAAGAGAAGUUCCGAAACAGUGCUUAUCCUAACCUUAUAAAGAUUGAGGAGAUGAUACUUAAGAGCAUCGAUGAGUAUGAGGAGCAAUUUGGGGAAUUUAUAUGUGGAGGAGUAGGAUAUAAAGAAUGCCUUAAGCACGAGAUAGAUAACAGGAUAGUUAAUAAGACGGUGUUUAUCAACAGGUUUGAUUCGCCUAGCAAAAGGAGGAAGUAG